AUGCUCGCCUUGCUCGCCUUGCUCGCCCUCGCUCUGCCCCAGCCCUUCGAGGCGGCGGAGGAGAAGGAGGCGGCGCGGCACGCCGAGGAGCUGCUGGCGGAGGUCGAGGCGGAGAAGCGCGCCAAGGGGAAGAAGGGCAAGAAGAAGAAGAAGAAGGGCGGCGGGGCGGGCGCAGCUGCUGGGCCGUCGCAGGAACCCGAGGAGGUUGCCGAGGCGCCGUCGGAGGCAGACGCAGCCGAGGCGGCGAAGAAGGCCGAGGAGGUGAGGCUUCUCCUGCUUCUCGAGCAGCUCACCGAGGAGAGGAUCCGGUUCGGCAUCACGGCGGAGAGCCAGGCCGCGGCGUCGGCCGAGGUGGCCGAGGCGUCACGCUUGGCCGAGGAGGCGGAGGAGGCGGAGGAGGAGGCGGAGGAGGAGGAGGAGGCCGAGACAGCGGCCGUGGCGGCGCUGGCUGUGGCCAAGGCUGUACGGGCGGAGUCCAGGGCGGCGGAGGAGGCGGCCAGGGCGGCGAUGGACGAGGAGCUGCUGGCGGAGGUCGAGGCGGAGAAGCGCGCCAAGGGCAAGAAGGGCAAGAAGAAGAAGAAGAAGGGCGGCGGGGCGGGCGGGGCUGCGGGGCCGUCGCAGGAGCCCGAGGAGGUUGCCGAGGCGCCGUCGGAGGCAGACGCAGCCGAGGCGGCAAAGAAGGCCGAGGAGGUGAGGAUCCUCCUGCUUCUCGAGACGCUCACCGAGGUGGCCGAGGCGGCGCGCUUGGCCGAGGAGGCGGAGGCGGCGGAGGAGGAGGCGGAGGAGGAGGAGGAGGCCGAGGCAUCGGCUGAGGCGGCGCUGGGUGUGGCCAAGGCUGCACGGGCGGAGUCCAGGGCGGCGCAGGCGGAGGCCAGGGCGGCGUUUGAGGAGGCGAAGGCGGCGCUGAGCGGGGCCGACUCGGCUGUUGAGGGGGACGAGACGGCGUUUGAGGAGGCGGCGGCCGCGACAGAGGCGAGGCGCGCCCAACGACUCGCCCUCUCAAUGGGUGCCGAGGACUACCUCACCGAUGGUGCCGUCCCACGGGAGCCGGGAGCGAGCGAUACUCCCGACCUCGGUGCGGCAGACACGAUCGACACCGAGUUUGUCCGUGAGAAGAUCAAGAACCGUCACCUGCACGACGCCAUCUACACGCGGUGCGGUUCGGUCAUGAUUGUGACCAACCCCUUCAAAAAGAUGAACCUCUUCAGCAAUGCGAUCCUCGAGCAGUACAAGAAUGCUCCGGUGCUGACGGAGCUGCCGCCGCACACGUUCGCCGUCGCCUCGACCGCUCACAGAGGCAUGGUGCAGGAGGGCCUGAGCCAGGCCAUCAUCGUCAGCGGCGAGUCGGGAGCGGGCAAGACCGAGUCGGCCCGCCACAUGAUGCUUUACCUGAGGUAUGUUUGCCAGACGAGCGAGGAGCUCGAGACGCGCCUCUACGGCUCGGACCCAAUCACCGAGGCGUUCGGGUGCGCAAAGACGGUUCGCAACGACAACUCGUCGCGGAUGGGCAAGUUCACCACCCUCAACUUCGACUCGGGCUCAAAGAUUCAGGGCGCCACUCUCAACACCUACCUGCUCGAGAAGACCCGCGUGACGACGCCGGGGCCAGGCGAGCGCGCGUACCACGCCUUUUACGCGCUGCUGCGGAGCGGCGAGGCUGACCGCGUCUCGUCGCUCAAGCUGACGACCGAGCCCGCCGACUACUUUUACCUCAACAACAACGGGGCGCACACGGGCGAGCCGGGUGGCAAGCGGACCGACAAGAUGCUCUGGGAUGAGCUCGACGAGGCGCUCAAGGCGGGCGGCUGGACGGCCGACGGGCUGACCGAGCUGUGGGCGCUGGUCGCCGCCUGCCUCCACACGGGCAACAUCAACUUCGACCCGGCAAAGACGGACACGGCGACCAUCACGGCUGACUCCGCCAAAUGGGUAGAGAACGUCGAGGCCGUGCUGGGCCUCCCGGGGGGCGUGCUUCCAAAGGUGCUGACCAAGAUGAAGAUGAAGGUUGGCACCGAGAUGAUGGACAAGGACCUCACCGUCGCCAAGGCCGUGGACACGCGCGACGCGUUGGCCAAGGGCAUCUUCUCGCGGCUCUUCGACAAGCUGAUCGAGCAGAUCAACACGUCGAUGGCCGAGGCCAAGGGCUGCGACCGCAACGCGACCAUCAAGAAUGUCAUCGGUAUCGUCGACAUCUUUGGCUUCGAGAUCUUCGAGAAGAACUCGAUGGAGCAGCUGUGCAUCAACUUUGCCAACGAGAAGCUGCAGGCGCUCUUCACCAAGACCGUCUUCGCCGAGACCAUGAAGGCGUACAAGGAGGAGGGCAUCGACGUGGCAGACAUCACGUACAGCGACAACGCCAACCUCAUCAAGACGUUCGAGACGCCAAAGACGGGCCUCUUCGGCCUCCUCACCGAGGAGUGCAUCCUGCCAAAGGGCACGGACGAGGGCUUCACCGAGAAGGUGAUGGCGACGCACGGCAAGGGCGGCAUCAUCUUCCGGAUGAAGGGCGUCGGCCCAAAGGAGGGCUUCGGCCUCAACCACUUUGCCGGUCAGGUCAACUACGGCACCAAGGCCUGGCUCGACAAGAACCGCGACCCGAUGAGCGGCGACCUGGUCCAGCUGAUGCUCUCCGCGGACAACAAGCUCCUCAAGGAGCUCUUCACGGAGAAGCAGGAGGCCGACGCGGGCGGCGGCGGCGGCAAGAAGAAGUCGCCAAAGUUCAAGGGCGUGAUGGACACCUUCACGGCGCAGCUCAACGACCUCAACGGCACGCUCGAGAAGUGCGCGCUCCACUUUGUCCGCUGCUUCAAGACCAACGACCAGAAGAAGAAGGAGUUCAACGAGGACGAGGUGGUGAUGCGGCAGCUGCAGACGUCCGGCGUGCUAGACGCGCUCCGCGUGUCGCGCGAGGGCUACCCCGACCGGAUGAUCUUCGAGACCUUCAGCUCGCAGUACAUCGCGGUGCCCGGCCUCAAGACGGCCGCAGAGCUCGCCCCCAAGCCGCCCAAGGAGCGGGUCGACACGCUGCUCGAGCGGCUCGAGGUGCCCAAGGAGAAGUUUCGCUCCGGCAAGACGCGCGUCUUCUUUGCCGCCGGCGUGCUCGACGGGCUCCGCGCGAAGCGGACCGCGAUGCAGGCCAAGAUCGCCACCGAGAUCCAGCGGGUGGGCCGCGGCCUCGUCGCCCGCGCAAAGGCGCGCGAGCUGCGCAAGAUCCGCGAGGCGGCGCUGCAGGCGAUGGUCGCCGCGACACCGGGGGAGGACAUCGAGGCGCUGCGCACGGCCAUCAAGGGCGCCAAGGACGCCGGCCUCCCGAACUAUCCCGCUGGCAAGGCCAAGUUCGACGAGGCGGAGAAGCGGCUCGCCACGCUCGAGGCGGAGCUCAAGGCGCGCAAGGAGGCGGAGGCGGCGCUCGAGGCGGCCGUCGCCGGGACGGACAUCCCGGCGCUCGAGGCGGCGCUCAAGAAGGCGGUCGACUGCAAGUCGGACAACAAGCCGCUGAUCGAGCGCGGCGAGAAGCGCGUCGAGUUCCUCAAGGAGGAGGAGCGGCGCGCCGAGGAGGAGCGGAAGCGGAAGGAGGAGGAGGAGAGGAAGCUGGCCGAGCUCAAGGCGGCGGCGGAGAAGGACGCCUCCAAGAAGGCGGAGCUCGAGGCCGCCCAGGCCGCCGCCGCGGAGGCGGAGAAGAAGUCAGCCGCCGAGGCGGCCGCGCGCGAGGCUGCGGCGGCGGGCGGGGACGCGGCGAUCGUGGCGCAGGCCGAGCAGGAGGCGGAGGCGGUCAAGGCGGAGGAGGAGGCGAAGCAGGUGGCGGAGGAGACGGCGCAGAAGACGCAGCUGGUCAAGUCGCAGAGCCGCAUGCUCGCCGAGGCGAAGGCGGACCCCGAGCACGCCGCGGUGGCGGGCGACGCGGCGGCCAGCGCGGCGGCCAGCGCGGUGGCCAACGGCGCGGGAUCGGACGAGGCGAUCAAGGCGGGCAUAGCGGCCGCGGAGGCGGCGGAGGCGGAGGCGCAGGAGCGGGCCAUCCAGGAGAAGGCGCAGCUGCGUCGCGCGACGAUCGACAAGCUGCGCAGCGAGGAGGUCAAGUUCCACUCGUUGCCGGAGGACGUGGUGGACUACGCCGACUACCUCGGGAUGGACCUCAAGGAGGACCUCGGGCUGCUGUGGAUCGCCGACGAGGCGCUGCGCGCGGACGACCCCGACGGCUGGAUCGAGCGCGAGGGGCCGACGGGCGACCACUACUACGAGCACGAAGUGACGGGCCAGGUGCUCUACUCGCACCCGCUCGACUACCAGUUCCAGCAGCUCUACCUCGAGGAGAAGAAGAAGGGCGGAAGCGGGCAGCUGGGGAGGCGAAACUCGGACGACGACGACGACGACAUGGCGCCGCCGAAGCAGGCGCGCAGCAGCAGUCGCGCCGCCCUGCUGGCCGCCACGGGCCCGGUGGGCAGCGCGGACGACGUGUUGCGGCGCGUGCAGCGGCUGCUGGGCACGACGCGGAGCGACGAGCUGCGGCAGCUGCUCAUUCAGCCGUCGCUGUGCAAGACGCCCGUGCGCUGCUUUGUGAUCCGGCACAAGUCGUUCAUGGGCACCCCCCGCUUCGACUUCUUCAUGUCCAUCUCGCGCACCGACGACAUGUACUGCUUCACGGCGAAGAAGUGGCCCCUCGGGAUCAACAAGGGCUGCUACUACUCCAUCUCGCUCGACCAGGAGGAGGCGAAGCGGUCCAAGGCGAGCACGCUCGAGUCGGGCGCCUUUGUCGGCAAGGUCCGCUCCGACAAGAAGUCGCUCGACUACACCCUGUACGACGACGGCACCUCGCCCGACGGAAAGGACAAGGGCGGCACCUCGGUGCUGCGCCACGAGCUGCUGCACAUAAACUUUUCGAACUCGCUGCGCAACCGCGACCCAGGCGCCAUGACGGUGGUCCUGCCCGAGGUGGACAGCGACGGCAGCUUCGAGAGCGUGCAGCCGAGGCAUCACACGGAGGGGCUCGAGGCGCUGCUCAAGCGCGGCGAGAAGGGCGGGCUGCUCGAGCUCAAGAACCGGCAGCCAAAGUGGAACGCGUCGAGCAACAUGUACGUCCUCGACUUCCACGGCCGCGCCUCGCUCCCCUCGUGCAGAAACGCCAAGGAGAGCGACGUCUGCUUCCUGAUGGGCAAGGUGGAGGAGAACCGCUUCAACAUCGACUUCAAGGCGCCCUUCUCGGCCAUGCAGGCGUUUGCGACCGCGAUCAUCAUCUUUGACAACAGCUCCGGCGCCUUUUGA
Molecule: messenger RNA, 5259 nt
Organism: Emiliania huxleyi CCMP1516
Lineage: Eukaryota; Haptophyta; Isochrysidales; Noelaerhabdaceae
Exons: 7
Coding region: 1-5259 (1752 amino acids)
Biological process (GO): actin filament organization; vesicle transport along actin filament
Cellular component (GO): vesicle; actin cytoskeleton; myosin complex
Molecular function (GO): actin filament binding; microfilament motor activity; ATP binding
Source: RefSeq, a predicted model, not a curated record